Messenger RNA from Parnassius mnemosyne (clouded apollo), 1866 nucleotides. The record is from the annotation of a GenBank genome assembly. Lineage: Eukaryota; Metazoa; Arthropoda; Insecta; Lepidoptera; Papilionidae.
AUGGGCCGAAAGAAAUCUAAUUUUGUGUAUAAAUAUUUUAUAUAUGAUGAACAUCAAAAACAUUCAACAUGUACUGUCAAUGACUGUGGUGCAGUUAUAAAGGGAAAUCAUGGAACAAAUUUGUUAAAACACAUGAAGAAGCAUCCUGUGCAAUAUAAGCUUAUACUUCAAGAGAAUAGCGCAGAAAGUGGAGAACACGUCGAAGUAAAUAGGAAGAAAAAAUCCAAACAAGAUUUCGAAAUAAAACUGUUGGGUGAAUGUAUAAAUUUAGUAACGACGUGUGGGAGGCCGCUAACUUUGAUUGAUGACAAACCUUUUCAAAAUAUAUUGGAUAUGGCAAAGGCAGGAUGCUCACACAGUCCCAUAAACUCUCACAAAAUUCGUGAAGCCACCCAAAACAAAGCUGACAAUUUGCGUGAUGAUAUUGCUUCAAAAAUUAAAAAGCAACUUAUAAGUCUUAAAUUAGACAUCGCAUCAUGCCAUUUGCGAAGUUUUUUAGGAAUUAACCUGCAGUUCAUCGAAAAUAACCAGAUAGUUAUCAAAACAUUAAGUGUGACUGAACUCACCCAAAGACAUACAGCCGAGUUUUUAAAGGACCAAUUAAUUUAUGUAUUGAAUCGCUUCAGGAUAUCUAUCUCCCAAAUUUAUUCCAUAACCACUGAUAAUGGGGCAAAUAUGCUGAAAAUGGUCAGAUUAGUGGAACAAGCCUUAAAAACUAGCAUCCAAGAAAAUGAGGAUGAUUCGGAUGAUGACGAGAAUGAAAUAAUGGAGAUGGCGAGUGAUGAAGUAAAUUUCAUACUCGAGGAUUACUUAGAAAGUGAACAUUACACGGUUGCGGCCGUUAGGUGUGCUGCACAUACGUUGCAGUUAGCGGUACUAGACGCUUUAGGGAGUGAAUCUUCAUCAAUUCAGACGAUGCUCACAAAUGCGCGUGAGGUUAUAAAAAAGUUACGCACCACAGUGUACCAACACUUGCUAAAAAGAAUGGGGGCUAAAAAACCUGUGGUGGAUUGCCCGACGCGUUGGAGUUCGACUUAUGAUAUGCUUAUUCGGCUACUAGAACUUCGGCCAACAUGUACAGAGUAUUAUGAGCUCUAUUUGUCCGAAACUACGUGGAAUUCUAUUGAGAUUACUGUCGCCUCUUUAAAACCAAGCAAAAUCUUGACUAAAAAGUUACAAAUGGAACAACUGACUAUGGGUGACUUUUACCUUAAUUGGAUAAAUUGCAAAAUAGAGCUGAAGGCGAUAAACACCACCCUCGCGUGCGAAUUACAUCGCAACAUGGAAAUUAGGGAAAAAGUCAUCUUCGAAUCUAAAGCGUUUGUCGCAGCUGUAUAUAUGGAUCCACGCGUUAACUUCCUGUUAACCACUGAUCAACAGGAAAUUGCAGAAAAUGCGUUGGUUAGUGCAUGGAUGAGGUGGCGCAAAUUAAAUAAACAAGACCGUGAUAGUACAGUGUUUAGCUCUCCUGUUGCCUCUACUUCAACGCAGCAGCAAAAUGAAGGUUCUCAGCUCGAAGAUUUCUUGGAUCAGUCAUAUAAUAAUACUCUGCGAGGAGAUCCAAGCUAUGGCUGCGCUGGAGACGGCUCAGAUAUCAAAGUACACUUAAAAGAAUUUUUGAACAGACAGGUGCGCCUUCCUCCGAGCAAAAAUAUUUUAUUAUUUUGGGAAAGGAAAAAAAAUAUAUUGCCUGACCUGUAUAUUUUAUCAAAGAUAGUACUGGCUGCACCUAGUACACAAGUCAGUGUGGAGAGGUUAUUUUCCUCUUUGAAUUUUGUAUUCAACAAACUUCGAACGAAAUUAAAAAGUGACUUAAUUAAUGAUAUCUUAUUCUUAAGAAAUAAUUCAGAUAAUGAAACAGUUUGA